This is a messenger RNA of Mytilus trossulus (common blue mussel), 2083 nucleotides long. Its product is annotated as potential E3 ubiquitin-protein ligase ariadne-2-like. The transcript is spliced from 15 exons. Gene Ontology annotation, cellular component: cytoplasm; ubiquitin ligase complex. Lineage: Eukaryota; Metazoa; Mollusca; Bivalvia; Mytilida; Mytilidae. Bases 164 to 1636 code for a protein of 490 amino acids. Gene Ontology annotation, molecular function: zinc ion binding; ubiquitin protein ligase activity; ubiquitin conjugating enzyme binding. The record is from RefSeq and is a predicted model, not a curated record. Gene Ontology annotation, biological process: protein polyubiquitination; ubiquitin-dependent protein catabolic process; positive regulation of proteasomal ubiquitin-dependent protein catabolic process.
ACUUUUAAAUAAGUUAUAAAGGUAAAUUGAUACAAUUCAUGAGAAAAUAGGUCAGAUGGAAAAAGAAAGUAGAUUGUUUAUAGAUGUGUACAUACUUGAAUUGAUGUUAAUUGUCCAGGACUAAACUACACUUUUAUUUACUUACUGUGAUUGAUAAGAUAAGAUGACAGACGCAGUUGAUAUGAAAAGUCAGAAUUCAGACGAUUCAGAUUACGAUGAAUCGGAUAACAUGGACGAGGAUGAUGAAGAUGAUUAUUGUGGUUACUAUGACAAUGACACUGAUGACCUUGACAUUGAUAAACCAAAGAAAAGUGAUGACCCUGAAUAUUUUGAAUUUGACCUUCUCCAUUUAGAGGAUGCUGAAAGAUUACUGAAUGAGGAAGUAGAAGCUUUAUGCAGUAAAUUAAAGAUUGACCCUUCCUUGGCCAAGAUGUUACUUCAGGUCCAUGGUUGGAAUAAAGAAUCUAUUAUAGAAAGAUCCCUUAUAGACCAUGGAAAACUAUUGGUAGAUUCAAAGAUAAAACCAGCUGUGAAGUAUAAGGAUACCUGUUUUAGUAAUUAUCGUACCUGUCCCGUAUGUUACCUGACUGUACAGAAGGAUCAGAUGCAUAGUAUUUCCUGUGGACACCAGUUCUGUAGAGAGUGCUGGGAUAGUUUUUUCCAAAUUCAAAUUCAACAAGGGAUCACCACAGGGAUUGAGUGUAUGGAGAAAGACUGUAAUAUACUGGUACCUGAAGAUUUUAUUUGCAGUGCUCUCAGUAAACCAGACUUUCGAGAUCGUUAUUCAACAAGGUCUUUUACAGAUCAUAUUGAAGGACACCCACAGCUGAGGUUUUGUCCUGGUCCUAAUUGUUCAGUCAUAGUUAGAGCAAAAGAAAACAAAGCCAAAAAAGUAGAAUGUGGACAGUGUAAAACUAUAUUUUGUUUUAAAUGUGGAAUAGAUUACCAUUGUCCAACAGACUGUGGUACGAUAAAGAAAUGGCUGACUAAAUGUGCUGAUGACUCCGAAACAGCUAAUUAUAUCAGUGCAAAUACAAAAGAUUGUCCAAAGUGCCAUGUAUGUAUAGAGAAAAAUGGAGGUUGUAAUCAUGUGCAAUGUACAAAGUGUAAACAUGACUUUUGUUGGAUGUGUUUAGGAGAUUGGAAGGCACAUGGCAGCGAGUAUUAUGAAUGCAGCCGAUACAAAGAAAAUCCUAACAUUGCUAAUGAAUCCGCUCACGCUCAAGCUAGAGAGGCUCUCAAAAAAUACCUCUUCUAUUUUGAAAGGUGGGAAAAUCAUUCGAAGAGUUUAGAGUUAGAAGAGCAAACGUUACUUAAAAUCACAUCCAGAAUUCAGGAUAAGGUGAUGAAUAAUGCUGGUACAUGGAUUGAUUGGCAGUACUUGUUAGAUGCUGCAGGUCUUCUCAGAAAAUGCAGAUACUCACUACAAUACACAUAUCCAUAUGCCUACUUUAUGGAAAAAGGAGCCAGAAAACAACUGUUUGAAUAUCAGCAAGCUCAGUUAGAAGCUGAAGUAGAAAACUUAUCAUGGAAAGUAGAAAGAGCAGAAAUUACAGACAGAGGGGACCUAGAAAAUCAAAUGGAUGUUGCAGAGAAAAGACGUCAAACAUUGUUGAAAGAUUUCCUAGAAAUCUGACGAGUUAUCAUGUGACAUUGAUCAGCUCAGGGAGAUUAUUGUUAGAUGAUUGUCAUUAAAGCUUUAAGUCAAAAUAUAGGUGCCAAUCAUCGUCAAAUGUUAAUGAUGUCGGCUGAAAACGUAAUUCCUAUUGGUCUCACUGUUAAGGCAUUUGGUAAAUGGAGAAAAAACAGGGAGAUUGAAACAGUGAGGUGUUGAUAUUUGCAAUGUAUGAUAAUUAAACUAAAGAUUUUUAACACAUUUUGCAAAUAUAAAUUAAAAUUAAAAUUCUCAAGUUUUAAUUGUAACUGUAUUAGUUGAUUAAAACAAAUAUGUAGCAAUAUUGUUAAAGUACUACCAAUUACCAAAUAUGCUUACAAAAUUAUUAGUUUUGUCUCAGUACAGGUGCACAGUUAUAGUGCUCAUCAAUUGUAAAGGUAAUAAUUCCUUCACGAAAAACUAGUUUUC